This is a messenger RNA of Vidua macroura (Pin-tailed whydah), 834 nucleotides long. RefSeq lists its product as uncharacterized. Lineage: Eukaryota; Metazoa; Chordata; Aves; Passeriformes; Viduidae. Gene Ontology annotation, biological process: response to bacterium. The record is from RefSeq and is a predicted model, not a curated record.
AUGCGGCGCUGUCGGGGCGCGGGGCUGGCGGCGCUGCCCGUGCUGCUGCUCGUGGCUUCAGGCAGAGCCCAGGUACAGCAGGAGCCACUGCUGGAGACCACCGAGGGCUCCGGCAUCAAAAUCAGCUGCUCACAUCCCAAAAAAGAGAGCGGCGAUUACAUCCAUUUCUACCGUCAGCUCCCGGGCCGAGCACCCGAAUUCCUCGCCCCCGCUGCUAGAGGCUCCAAGGAUGUGCCGGCCAUUGCGGGCCAGCUGCGGGUGUCGGCAGACCGGCGCUGGAGCGCGCUGUGGCUCGGGCGGCCCCGGCGCGGGGACGCGGCCGUGUAUUACUGCGCGCUGGGGGCCCGGGCAGAGGAGCCGGGGCUGCGGCCGGGCACGAACCGCCGCGGGCGGGGCCGGCCGGGGCCAGCAGGGGGCGCUGCCGCUCGGCCCGCCGGGCCCCGCUUUGCCCCGCAGCUCCUUCCUCUGCCCCGAGCCCGCACGCACCGACCCCGCACAGCCCCGCACGGCCCCGCACACGCCUCACAACCCGCCUGCAGCCUGCGCUCGCACACUCGCCACACACAGCCCGGCCUCCCCUCGCUCCCGAGCCCGCCGCCGCCUCACACCAAACUGCUGCCGCCUGCGCCUCUGCCAGCGCCUCUCGCCCUCCGGCCACGCCUGCUGCUGCUCUCAAGACCCGAGCGCCGCCCCACUCCCAGCGCGCUCGCCUCCCCUCCGUUCCCGGCCAGGAGUCGGCGAGAGCCCGAGCAGCGCCGGCGCAGGGCUGUGCCCCGGGGCAGAGCUGGCGGCGUUGCAGAGGAGGCGGCACGGGCGCAGCAGAGCCGGGGCUGA